Messenger RNA from Hylaeus anthracinus, 955 nucleotides. RefSeq names its product eukaryotic translation initiation factor 4E-like (gene eIF4E4). NCBI's taxonomy places the organism in Eukaryota, Metazoa, Arthropoda, Insecta, Hymenoptera, Colletidae. The coding region runs from base 91 to 732 and encodes 213 amino acids. Gene Ontology annotation, molecular function: translation initiation factor activity; RNA 7-methylguanosine cap binding. Gene Ontology annotation, biological process: translational initiation. The record is from RefSeq and is a predicted model, not a curated record. The transcript has 4 exons. Gene Ontology annotation, cellular component: cytoplasm; eukaryotic translation initiation factor 4F complex.
GGAAAGGAAAUUUCGGCGUACAAAUUUUGCCGACAGAUGCCCUUGCAGUUAGUUCACUGAGCAAGCAUAUUGUCCUGUAGUCGGUGUGAUAUGGCUACGAGUAAUACAGAAGAAAUUGAGGAAGUGGAACGGAAGGAGCAAGAGGUAACUAAUUUCGAUGAAUUUCCACCAGAGGUUUUAAUUAAACAUCCACUACAACAUACAUGGACUCUUUGGUACUAUGAACCUGAUAGGAAUAAAUCAUGGGAAGAAAGUCAAAGGCAAAUUUCAAGCUUCGAUACAGCAGAAGAUUUUUGGAGCUUAUACAAUCAUAUAAAAUGUGCAUCAGACUUAAGACAAGGUUGUGACUACAGCAUGUUCAAACAAGGAAUUAAACCUAUGUGGGAAGAUGAUGCUAAUAAAAGUGGUGGAAGGUGGCUCAUGAAUUUAGAUAAAAAACAAAGAGCCACAGAUUUAGAUCAUUUUUGGUUAGAGACUCUCUUAUGUAUGAUUGGUGAAGCCUUUAAUGGAUACUCUGACGAUGUUUGCGGAGCUGUAGUAAAUGUGAGGCCCAAAACAGAUAAAAUCGGUGUAUGGACAGCAAAUGCUAAUAGCGAAGAUAGCGUCAUGGAAAUUGGACGCAAAUUGAGAGAGAGAUUAAAAAUCGCAUCAAAAGUUACUAUAUCAUACCAAAUACAUAAAGAUAUUAUGGUAAAAGCAGGAAGUCAAACAAAGAAUGUCUAUGUAAUCUAAAAACUGUUGAUGUUACAUUAAUGUCAUCGUUAUUCAUCAAAAAACGUCAAACCAGGAACAUGUAUCAGAAAUAUUGAAGUUGUGCAAAAUCAAGUCAGAUGACCACAUCAAAUUAAAUGAAAAUUCAAUGUAAAACUUUUUAAAAGCUACAUCUUCAUUAUAGCUAAGUAUUUUCCUAAUGCAAGUCAUUGAACAAAAACUAAUAAAUAUAUACUAAAGCAAA